Molecule: messenger RNA, 14043 nt
Organism: Columba livia (rock pigeon)
Lineage: Eukaryota; Metazoa; Chordata; Aves; Columbiformes; Columbidae
Gene: FHIP1A
Product: FHF complex subunit HOOK interacting protein 1A
Exons: 17
Coding region: 1699-4719 (1006 amino acids)
Source: RefSeq, a predicted model, not a curated record
GAUGGGCCUCGGACCUGGUGGCGCGGCCUCCACGCCGGGCGCAGCCGCUCCCGCCCAGGGUUGGGCGCCGAGUUGAGGAGGUGUCUCGCCGCCGUUUCGGCUCGUCGGCGGUGCAGGGCGGCGGGCUGGUGUGCCCCGCAGCCGGGCAGCUGCUGUCUGCCUCGGGGCCGCCCAGGGAAGUAUAUAGGUCACUGGAAGUAAUGCCUGCCUAAUCCCCUUUUAUCUUUUUGGCUCGGCUUUCCUGCUGUUGGUUUGUAGGACGACUGGGCAGCGUUGGCCGCAAACUUCUGGGAGAGAACCCGGGCUUCACGCAGGGGAGCAGGCGAGCGCCAAGGGCCAAAAAAUUCUUGUCGAAGGUGAUCCUGAAGGGCAUGUCCAGGUGAGGCAAUUCCAUGUGGCAUGGAAUCAGAGCAGUUAAGGCCCUGCAAUCAGAAAAGGACCAGUUGAUCUAUGAUAGCCUGACUCUUUAUGAUAGAAAAUGUCAAAACUUCACUCUUGUUAAAGAACAUCUGGAGGAAUUGACUAUAGGCAAGUGCUAAACUCCUUGAAAAACAUUGUUUUCUCUAGGAAUGGACUCAUGAGAUAGUGUUUUGCGUUUGGGAUGUUUUUACUUGGUUGGUUUUUAGAUAUAUGAAGGAUUUAUUUACUAUAAUGGAUGACAAGUAUAGUAAGAGUCAACACUUAUGCAGUUAUAAUAUUAGAAAAUACCUUACCGAGAUAUUGUCACAGGAUGAUUGAAUUCUGCCCUUAGAAAAGGGUUUUUUUAGAAAGGGCUGCUUCUCAGGUCAGGGCUGAGGGUUUGCAUAGCAAAAGCUUGAGCCACACAGCCCAAUUACUUACUUUGAGCACAGCAAGGAUUGAAAGUAAUUAACUGCCUCCUGGUUGACGUGAGCAGUCAGAGGCCAGAAGAAUCAAAUACUUCCCCCUGAGGCUUUUGCUUCAGUAAACCUUUAGGACCUUUCCAUAUGUGAGAAGUAUAUUGUGCUAGUUAAAUGAAGUAAUCUUUCUAGCCAGUGUUGAGGUAGUGCCCAGUUUUAAAGAUGGAAUUUAUUUAAAAAAUAAAAACACCAUAAGGUAAUAAGAACAUAUUGGAGAGAGUCUGGAGAGGAACAGUAAGGAUACCUACUUGGGUAUCUGGCAGAAUGCCUGAAUGAACCAGGAGCUGUUAUUUUUACUUCAAAAAAAAGAAAGAGGUAGUGGGGAAAUGAGAGAGUGAGGGUCAGUCUAACUAUGUGAAAUAUAUAUUUCUCACAAUGAUCUGUUUUCUUCCCUAGGUUGGUAAAACACUGUUGCGUUGGAAUAUAUUCUUAAGAAAAGCUGUGAAUAAUUUUAAGAACAGAUGAUGCAAGCACCAUUGUGACAGAAAAAAACCCCAACUUUGUAUUGUGAAUGAAGCCCCGAGAAGAGAAAUGAGUAUGCUUCUAGGAAAUGUUGAGCACUUAGAUCUUCAAGCAAAAGUCACCAGGCACUGUGCAUUGAACAUAUACUGGUACCUACUUAAAUCAGUAGCAAUAAAGGAACAUCAGUAAUGUAGAAGUAGUUCUACUCAUUUUUACAGACCUCUUUAUGAAGUAGCAGAUACUGAUUUCUGUGGAUACCAAUGCUCACAACAUGAUGCUUGAACAUCUGUAGCCAACUACAGGAUUUUCAAAAGAAAUCCAGCAUGGCCUAGUUUGCUCGACCUUUGGAAAAUUUAUAAUGUCCUCUGGAACUGGUAUCAGCAAAAAUCGGCAGGUUCCGAGCCUGCAGGGUGUUGACCCAGAAACAUGCAUGAUAGUGUUUAGAACACACUGGGCACAGGUUCUGAAAAUCUUAGAGAAGCAUGAUCCUUUGAAAAACACUCAGGCAAAGUAUGGAGCAAUUUCACCCGAUGAGGCCAGCACUGUUCAGAAUUAUGUGGAGCACAUGCUUUUCUUAUUAAUUGAGGAGCGAGCAAAGGAUGCCUCAAUGGGGCCUAUUCUGGAGUUCGUGGUCUCCGAAAACAUAAUGGAGAAGCUUUUUCUUUGGAGCCUACGGAGAGGGUUCACCGAUGAGACAAAAAUUGAGCAACUGAAAAUGUAUGAAAUGCUAGUAACCCAGUCUCAUCAGCCUUUGCUGCACCACAAGCCCAUCCUGAAGCCUUUGAUGAUGUUGCUGAGCUCCUGCUCAGGAACAGCCACUCCAACAGUGGAAACGGAGUUGGUCAUCCUCUUGAACCAGCUCUGCUCUAUAAUAGCCAAAGAUCCCUCCAUUUUAGAACUGUUUUUCCACACCAGUGAGGACCAAGGAGCUGCCAAUUUCCUCAUAUUUUCCCUGCUGAUUCCCUUCAUCCAUCGAGAAGGAACAGUAGGCCAACAGGCCCGUGAUGCGCUACUUUUCAUAAUGUCUCUUUCUGCAGAAAACACCCUUGUUGCAAACCACAUAGCAGAGAACACCUAUUUUUGCCCAGUGCUAGCAACAGGACUCAGUGGCCUCUAUUCAUCUUUGCCUACAAAGCUGGAAGAACGAGGAGAGGAGUGGCACUGCCUGCUGAAAGAUGACUGGCUCUUGUCACCAGCCCUUGUACAAUUCAUGAAUUCCCUUGAAUUUUGCAAUGCUGUGAUACAGGUGGCCCAUCCCUUGAUACGUCACCAGCUUGUGAAUUACAUUUACAAUGGAUUUUUGGUGCCAGUAAUGGCUCCUGCACUCCAUAAGGUGACUGUGGAAGAAGUGAUGACAACUACUGCAUACUUGGAUCUCUUUUUGCGUAGUGUUUCAGAGCCAGCGCUCCUCAAGAUUUUCCUCCGUUUUAUUUUGCUGCACCGACAUGAGAAUGUGCAUAUCCUGGAUACACUUACGAGCCGAAUCAACACACCAUUCCAGCUCUGUGUGGUCUCCUUGGCCUUGUUCAGAACGCUCAUUGGCUUGCAUUGUGAAGAUGUGAUGUUACAGCUAGUUUUAAGAUACCUGAUCCCAUGUAAACACAUGAUGUUGAGCCAGCGGCGGGCUGUGAAAGAGAGAGACUGUUAUUCUGCAUCUGCUGCAAAACUGCUUGCCCUGACACCAGUCUGCUGCUCCACUGGCAUCACCUUGACCCUUGAAAGCCAAGAAAAAGAUUAUAUUCUAUGGACAAAAGCAGCACAAACUAAAGAUUCUGGUAGGCGCUCUUCUGAAUCUACUUGCAUUGUGGAAUAUGGAAGAACUGUGGACAUCAGCUACUUGCAGUACCUGGCAGAAGCUCAAGAAGCCAUCCUCCAGUGUCUGAAAGAUUGUAAGGUUUGGUCUGCCUUGUAUGAUGGAGUAAACCCUGAUCCUGACACCUUUAUCCAAACGCUUGCUGAGGAGAACAGUACAGAUGUAGAGCAUCCCAUGUUUUGGCUCCAGCAAAGGACACCUAGCACGUGUAGCUCCUCUCAAGUAACUCCAUUCGGUGAGAAGAUGCAGUUGGAGCUAGAAUGGGAUGAUAGUUAUGAUACAGGGAUUUCUCCUGGUUCUGAUGUGAGCUCACCACAACUGUAUGAUGAUCUGGGAAGCACAGAGAUGCAGCCACCUGCAGAGCCACCAAAACACAUUCAAGAAAUGAAAAAAAAUGCCAUCAUGCUCAUCAAAGGAUCUUACGUAGAGGAAUCAGACUUUCAGGAUGAUGUUAUGGUGUACAGGUUAUGCGCCCAGAAGGAUGCUCAAGAUGAUGGUAACUCCAAGGAGAAAACUUUAAAUGUAGCCCGAAAACAUGAGGUCCAAAGCCAGACUGUAGUCAAUGGGCCUCUUGCAAAGAGCCAGCUGGAAAUGAACUUGGAUGAGCCCAGUAUGAGAAAUUCAAGCUCGACUCAAGGUGUAAUGAAAGAACAAGUAAACCAGAAAAUUAUUGAGAUUGAUCCACCGCCAGACUUAGAGUUGAAGCAUUCUCCUCAGGAGGCAGAUAGUAACGUAAGUGCAAGACUGCUGAGCACAGAUGGUGAAGAUUUCAUUGCACAGUAUGACAAAAUUAUUAAGGAACUGGAUCCAAACAGUGCAAGCUUGGAGGAGCAGAACUUGGAUACUCCUGACCCUGUCUCUCCUGCAGAAGAGGAGGAGGACUUUGAGAAUUUCUCAGCAGACACCCCUUCUGUGGAGAGCUUGUCCUCUCCCUUCGGACCAAAGGAUGAUAUGUCUCCCAAGCAUGCUGCGGGGAACCAGAGUGCUCCAUUUACAGGACCGUUCAUCAGUGUAGUGUUGUCAAAGCUGGAGAACAUGCUGGAGAACUCCUUGCAUGUAAAUUUGCUGCUUAUUGGGAUCAUUACUCAGCUGGCAAGUUAUCCACAGCCUCUUCUUCGCUCCUUUCUGCUCAACACCAACAUGGUGUUUCAGCCCAGUGUGCGGUCACUUUAUCAGGUGCUGGCAUCUGUGAAAAAUAAAAUAGAACAUUUUGCUUCCAUUGAAAAAGACUUUCCUGGUCUUCUUCUGGAGGCCCAGCAGUACUUGCUUUUUCGUAUGGACAUGUCUGAUGCUGCAGAAGAAUUGCUAACCAAAGGUAAUGUCCAGCACAGCAGCAACACAGGGAAAGGAAGGAACCUCUCUGAAGCGUACCCGGCAGUACUCCAGCCUUUCCUAGGACAGAAAGGAAAGAAAGGCCUGGCUCAUCCCAGCCUCCCUGCACGCGUGAGGAAUGCCGUACUUGCAGCUGCCCUUUUCCCAGAGUUCCUGAAGGAGCUGGCAGCUCUUGCCCAGGAACAUUCCAUUUUAUGUUACAAAAUACUGGGGGAUUUUGAGGAUUAUUAUUAGUGAGUUUUUUAAACAUGUUUUUAAAAAGCUUUUGGAGUUUAAACAGAUUUUUAAAGCAAAGCUGCUUACAAAAGAAGGUUGUACUUCAAUAUUUCCUGAAAAUACUUGAUUUGGAGGGGGAAGAAGGAGGAGGCACAAUGUUAUUCCGUGUUACCUUAUAUUAGGCCUUAUAAUUUCCCUCUGUGCUACAUAACUUAUUUGAGAGAUUUUUGAUAGUGUUCUUACUGCAGCCUCCUAUGCGUCAUCUCCUCCUCUUUACAUCUUUACAUCUCCUCCUCUUCUCUAGUGUCACCAAUUUUUGUCAAAUUUCUGCAACAGACACUUGUAGGCUGGCUAAGAGAUGUAAAUGCGUUAACUUUUUGUGUUCCGGAAAUACUCUUCCAGAUACGUUGUUAGAAGACAGUUUGUUUGGAAAAACAUUGUCCCGUGCAGACAGCUCAGGGUAGAAAUAUAUAUGCAAAAUCUGCACAAAAGCCCUUUCUGUGAAGGGUUGUGCUUCUUCAUGUCUUUCUUCUCUUAACUGUCCCUACCUUUUCCCUGAAAUGGAGCUCUUACCGACCCACAUCCAAAGCCCUCUUUUUAACUAGCGGCUCAGGGUUUUUUGAAUUCAAGUGAUCUUACACGUAUUAAACCCCUGACUAGCUGAAAGCAGGUGCUGGACCCUACAAAUACCAUAUUGCCUUAUGUUGCAGACAGUUCUGCAGCUCUCAGCUGUUGGUCUUUGAAGUCAAAUGAAGUGUGUAAGUGGAUGUGGAUUGCAGACUGCCUGGAAUUUUCCUUGCAGUUUCUCAGCAUUCUUUGGUAACUGCUGCAUUGCUACCUAAGUUCUCAAGCAUGCCUUAGUAAAAUUUGCACAAAGUACAAAACAAAAUGUUUCUAUGCAAGCUGUAAUUAGUAGGUAGUUUGUGUUUAUGCUUAUUUUAAUAAGCCAAAAAAAGAUAUUUGAUAUCUUUCAGUAGUAUUAAAAGGACCGCAGGCUGUUUUAUGUCUUACUUUUUUUUAAUGAAAAAGGUUGGCUUGUUCCUGAAAACUGUUCAGUUUUAUUGUUAAUUGUUUUGGUUAAGGGAAAGUUAAAUGCUGUUUGUUUACUUUUAAUUUAGGUGUUGACUUUUCCUAAUAUUGCACUUUUGGGAUGGGGAGGACCAGACUAUUUACCAGCUGUAGAAAAGAAAGGAGUAACAGGGAGAGCUGUCUGCUGGUGACUAACUGCUGGAGAAAAUUCUCUUCUGUGAGUAAUGGGCUUCAUUAGAAGAACCCAAACAUGAUGAAUUGGUGCAUCACCACUGCAUUUCAUCUUAACUUAGUAGCAUAAUUGUGCUUCCAGUGCGCUGUAGUUGGCUACAUAAACAAGGGCUUAGUUCAAGAAAGCCUCAAGCCCCUUUGUCCGGGAAGGAGACUCCAGGAGUCUUCAAGGAGGAGACUCCAAGUUGACUCCAGGAAAUCUGGAGAAACAGAAAUCAGAAACAACACUUGCAUAUAUUAGUUCUCCUGCUCAUUGUAAUUCCAUAAUUUAGGAUGCUCUAGUUAAUCACAUCCUGAUUUUGAAACACACUUUCUAGGAGAUGGCAAGGGAAAAGAACGCUUUAAAACCAUAAAAAACAAAGACAUUCCAGAAGAGUCUAAUUACAGGUCAAAUUCACAGUGCAAUUCAAGCUCCUAAAUCCUUUAGAUGCUUCUGAAAAGUUGCACCUUUAAUCUACAAGCUGUGAGACACAUUCAUUGUGUCAGGUUGCUGUAGGCUAUGGCAAGCAAAACCAACCAACCAACCAACCCGCGGUGUACCUCUAACAAAGUCACCUCAGCAACUUCUCUGCGUCCAUCUUCACUUGUUUGCUGUACAGUCUUCGCUUCCACGGUGGCUGGGGGUCAUGUUGCUUCCUAGCUGACUCUCUGGUCUGCUUUCACGUCCAAAUUGUUUAUUUUUUUAGGCACCAUUGCAUCGCCAACCUAUAAAUCACCUACUGACCCCCAUAUGGCCCUGUUUCACCUCACAAGCUUUCUUGGAAGCUGAAGCCAAGGCUGUGGGUUUUUUCUUAAAUCUUAGUUAUCCAGGUUUAAGAGAGCUCUUUUUCCCCUGCAUUGUUGUUGUAAAUGGGUGAUGAGCAAAUUAAGAUAUAUAUAUAUUUUUUUUUUUUCUUUUCUUAACUUGUCCUAGGACAUGGUGGGUUCUUUUCCCACUGCCCCGUUCCUGCUCCCACUACAACCAGCAGUGCUGUCUGUCAUCCUGUACGGCACUGGCCUGGCCUGAAGGUGCUCAGUAGUGUUGUGUGUGGAAAGUGUUUCAGCAUCGUGAGUGCAGGGUCAGUGCUUUUUCUGCUCUGCACCUCUUCGCCUCUUCUGGGAGGAACUUCAUGGGAGCAAAAGAAAAAGUACCAAAUGAGUGCGAUCAGCUAACUUGUAGUGUUGCAGAAACAAGUGCUAAAUUGAAGAAGGGAUCCAAUCCUUUUUUUUCUGAAGCACUUCUUAAAAAGGAAUGAAAAAUAUUUUGUUGCUUUUUUUUUUUUUUUAAAUAAACAAUUCUGCAGAGCAGUGCUCAAGGCAGUAAGGUUACUAUGUGAACAGUCCCCUUGUUUUUAUUCUAAAAUAAGAAUGUUUGCUGGGUAGAAGGGAUUUCUUCUGAGAUUGUUAAUUUUAACUGGUGUUUUCAACAAAGUCAUGCCAGUUUCAUCUCAGCAGGUCUUUUAAGCUACAUGGGGAUUUUAAAAUGUGGACUGCUCAAAAAAGCAUCUGUAAAUUUGAGAAAGGGGAGGAUUUAUGUCAUAAGAUGUAGUAGAGCUUGUGCUCUACAUCCCGUAGGAUAAAUUCAGGCUUUGAAAUGUGGCGUUUUGUGGCAGACUUCUUGCUGGAAGGUCAGAACUGUGUGUGCUCAGUGUCCCCUUGUAAACGGGAAAUCUGUCUGUCAGCUCCUCAGAAGGAGGAGGUGGCCAAGUGCGGUGGCCCUGGCACAGGACUGUGCCAAUGGCUGUUUUACAUCACUUGGUUACAGAGUGGGAUCAGACUUGCAGUUCUGCCUUAGUUGUGAGAGCAGCAUCGUGUCCAGCACCCCCCCAAAAAAAAUUUCAUUGGAAUUUCAUUGUCCUGUCAUUGAAAUGGAGAACCUGUGAUUUAGCUUGAAAAUGUUGAUUUUUGAGAUUAAUUACCUCUGUGUGCGUAAGUUCUUCAGCCAAAUGCUUGUUUAAUAAUCUUCUUUCCUCUGGUUAGAUAACAUAUUACCCCGUCUCCUACCAGCGAUACAACUUUUUCCAAAUCCCACCACAUGCCCGUGGCCCAGCAGUAGGUCUCCGGAGGACAUGGCGUUACGCUGCUCUUCCCAAGAGCGGAGCAGAGCUCUGUGGUCUGGAUUUCCCCACAUUCAUAUGUGUGUGUGAGUAGAGCGGCCCCUCUUCUGCGCUCUGUCUCUGCAUUGGUCACGAUUUGAAGUGUCCUGGGGUUGACAGAUCCAUUCCAAAACCUGCAGGUGGUGUCUCAGUGAUACCAAAGUUAAUUUCCAGCCUCCUGCUAGAUGUUUCAGACUGUGAAUGGCCACAGUUCCAGGGCUGUACCCUUUGAGUGUGUUUCUAAGCUGUUCUGCUGCAGCAAGGAGUCUCGAAGGCAAUUUCUCUCUGCUGGCUUUGUUUUUUUUUUUUUUUCACAACUUACCUAUGAAGUGUCUUGUCUUAAAACAGCCAUAGUCAUUCUUUUUUAACUUUGACCAUUUUUGGGUGCCCUGUGUGUUAAUCUCAGUCUGUAUUAAUGGGGCUAACGCACUCGGCAACUUUCAUUCAGACCAACAUCACCCUUUGCAAGUGCUGAUCUUUGGACAUGUACAGUCAGUGGCAAUUCACCUGUUGUUGGCCCUACUUACUGCCUUUUUAUUAUUGUAUUCCAGGCGUUUUUCUUGAAUUUCAUCUUUUCCAUGUGUGCUCUAGAAAAAUUUGGGAUUUCAAAUGAGAUCAAGUUGUUGCAGUUUCGGAUGUGAAAGACACACUCCCAUUGUUAUCCUGGUAACUUCUGACCUUGGUUUGGAAGAACAGAAAUGAAAGCUGCUGUUCUCAGCCGUAUUCCAUGGAGAUGAGAAAAUUCCCAGUAGCGAGCACGGGCUGUGCCUCCUGGCAGCAUACCCAGAUACAGCCCUCAGAGCAGGCGGUUCUUUGAUUUAUUUCCUCUUCCAUUGCGGUUUGUCACUUCGUUAAAAGUCUGAUGAAUUCAGUGAUGUCGUGCUGCCAUGCCUGCUUAGUGCAUUUGCCUUUCCGAUGCGAUUUGCUCUUUUGGUAAGAUGGUGAAUUUCCUAGAAUGGGAGAAAAGGCAGUUUGAUUGGGGUGCACCUCGAACAAGGGCAGGGGCUGUGCUUCAGAAUGGGAACAGGACUGGAUAGACAGGAAGCCAGAACCAGCACCAUUCGUGUUGCUCUUUGGCCCGGGCACAAUGCUCAAGUACUCUGUUUGCUCCUUCAAAGAAAAACAUUUGCAAACGAACUUACUGCAUCCCGUUGAGUCCAAGCACAGAUUUGAGUUUGAGAGGUUAAGUUGUAUUUACCAAGAGGAGUUACCGUCGAGCGGAGCGCGUGCGCAUGCACCACCCUUUUGUGCACUCUGCCUCACAGAAGGUUUCAUGCUUCAGGAAUGUUAUUUUACCUCUUCUAAGCAGCUCUAAAAUCUCAGGGUUGGGAAGAAAAGGAUGGGAGCACUGUGAUUUGGUGCAGUUAAAUUAUGUCAUUGUGUCAUUUGAAUUUGUAGCCACAGCUCCUGUUCGAGGGCAGCUUCAUUUAAUAAGCAAUUUACUGUGCUGUAUUUACUGAAAUUGCUAUGUUACGCCUGCAGUUUUUAUGAUGGCUCCUGUUACAUUUGUAACAUUUAAACUGCAUCUGCAGUUAUGAGUAGAAUACUGGGAUUCUCUUCUUUCUUUUCUGUUAACUCAUAUCUCUGGCACAAUAAUGUCACUGCUGUGUCCAUAUCUGAUUUAGAUAAUUACAGUAGGUUCAUCUUUGCAACUUUCAAGCAUUACCAGCAGAAAUGGAGGGUAUGUGACACUCGGGCUGCCUAUGUUAAUGAGCAAACCAAAGGUAAAACACUGCAGAUCAGCAGGGAGCACUUGCCUCUAAAAAUUUACAUUUGUGUUGCUCUGAUUUAGUGGGGACUAGGAAGAAAAAGCUUGUAGCAAACUUGAAAAAUGAAUGUGACAGUGUCCGAUGAUAACUGUCCAAGUGGGUGGCACUGCUAUGCGAUACUUUGGGCCAGAAGGAGGGUAAAAAUUGCCCCUUGUUAAGGUGGUGUCAGGCUGGCAUAUAUAGGUAUUCAGAUGAAGUGACGGUGGUGCCAGCUGUCUGACCGCAGGCAGCUGCAGAAUGCAGGACUAUUUCAGUGACUUUGUUGUUGGUGGUGACAGCCCAGCUCUGACUGAAUGUACUGUAUUUUUAGGGGCCCCCAGCUUUUCUGAACACCUUGUGACCCAGCAUCAAUGUCCUUCAUUUGUUGCGUGCUCAGUUGGAAGCCUCUUAUUUAUGAAUAGGAGCAUUACUUGGAUUCUCAAAUAUGUAGGUACUUAAAGUGGCGUUUUGUUGCUGACUGUGCAAAUCGUCUUUUUUGUUCAUUGAUUAUAAUGGUUCUUGUGUGGCAGCUGGAUUAAAUUAAGACUGAAGUCUCUGGGCUAAAAGCCCUGAUGGAACUUUUGUGCAAAGACUGCAUUUCUCAACCAAGUAACUUUCUCUGGCGCUUCGGCAGACUGCCCGCAUACAAUUACGUACCAUGGACUAAAUACCUGCAAACUUACAUUUCUGACAAAGGCAAUUCCACAGCAGCUGUGUUUUAUUGCAGUCUACUUUAAAAAUAACUUGCUUGGAUUUAGACCAAAAAAACCAACAUGGAGGAGUCAAAUCCAAGGCAACUAAACUGUGUCCAGCUCAGUGCUGCUGUGUCAGUUUGGCCAGAGCUCAGACCUGGUGCCAUCUUGUCCUCACAGGAGAGGGAGUGACUCUCAGUGGGAGUAAAUGCUUUAGAUAAUUAAAGCUGUGGCUGAUGUGACCAUGUGUCAGGAGAACUUUAGCUUUGUGCUUACACAAAAUGCCUGUGCGUGGCAGGUGAAUUCCCUACAUUGAACUUGUUGGCCUUCAAGUGCUCUUGUUAGGAUUAGCUCAUGGUAGGUGGUGCAACUCAUGCAGGUCUAAGUACUGAACCCAGCUCUAGGCCUGUCUCCAAAGGCUGCAAUGACAAGGCAAUGGAUGUGGCAUGAAAUAAUUGGCUGUCUGUGCGUGUGCUGGGGUAAUGUGGGGUCUGGCACAGCCAUCACCAGUCUUUUUUUGGGGAAAAAGCCAGUAGGUGAAUGGGGUCAUUUGCAUGGUCAUGCAUGGGACUUCACACACAGAUAAAGAGGGACCCUGACCUUUGCUGUUCUCUGCAUCUGAACGUACAACCGGCCAACAGAUGCUGCAGACAAUUGUGAAAUGCCUGUAUAUCCUACAGGAGAUCUGAAAGGUCUGGUACUAGGACAGUGCCGGGGGGAGGACUCAGUCCGUGCUCACUGGGAUCAUGCACAACUGUGUUGCUUGCUCAACUCUGCCGCCUUUUGCAUCUUUGCCUCCUGGCAGCACCUGAGCAUUUGUCAGUUUGCUUCAUUCCAGUCAAAAUUGGGGCUGUGCAGCCUGACCGGCGUGUGGUGGAGCACUCAGGAGAGGAGUGUUCCUGGUGGUUUUGUGCUUCUGCUGCAGUCAUCCCUAAUUACUGACUGGGCUUGGCCCAGGGGCUUUUCUUGAUGGACAGGAAAAGGUGUAGCAAAUUAAAGAUCUUGACAACUUAGGAUUUCAUAUUUGAUUGCCUUCCUCACACUGUUUAGCAAUAAAAUUCUCUAUUACCUGAAAGUUUGCCAUUUCUGAGGCGACGGAUGACUUGCGCUCAACAGCCAACCCAGCGCAGGUAAGUUUCUAAGCAUUUGGGUCAAUAAAACUUGACCUCUUAUCUGCUAUAACUUUGUUUUAAUGGCCAUUAUGUGAAGCAGAAUCCAAUGAACUUCAGAGUAUUUGUAAACAGCAUUGCAAGUAAGAUGCAGACAACAAGGCUGAAAAAGACCAGCAGCAAGCUCUUCUGUCUUCUCCCUUGCACAGUUUCAGAGAGUUGAGUGGAAGCCCAAUUUGUUUUUCUUCGUGUGAAAAAACCACACGCUCUACAUGUUGAGCAAACACACAAGGCCAUCAAUCCCUGCGAAGGUGCGGCAGAGGUCAGUGGUUGUGGAAGCACGUAGGCAGAGGGGUGCACGGAACAGGAAUGAGAACAUGACCGUACACUGACACCAAGCUGCAAAAUGGAGUGGAAAGGGGCGCCAGUGAAAUCACAGUGUGAAUACUCUUGCUGUAAAUUUUUUAGUUGAGGUUCCUAUCGUAUGCUUCUAUUUUUAACAGAGUUAAAAUUAAACUCUGCAGUCAAGGCUGAGCACUAGAAAUUCUUUCUUCACUACUUCAGCAUUGCCAGCAUCUUUUUACACAACUUUCUUCUCCUCUUCUGCGACCUCGGUUAUGGGAUACUCCAGCUACACAGGACAGUCGGUAUCAUCUCUCCACCCUCACGAGUGACCUCCUAAAGGACUUCCAGCAACGAGCAGAUGAGAUUGUCAUGAUAUUGUCUGGUGUCAGGUUUUGAUCUGUGAGCACUUUCCUUGGCCCUCUGUUUGUGGACAGUUACUGCUGAAAAUCUGCACAAAACUGUCCUUAACUCACCCUGCCUAAUGCUGCUGCACAGAUGGCAUCUGCCAUCAGUAGAUCAGGGAGCACUGCUGGAGCUAAAUAAGACUUGCAAGCUGGGGUCAAAGCCUCAAUCUUAAUUCUGGAGAUCCCAGCCUUGAUACAACCACACUUAGAACAGUCUCCUUGUCUGAAAAAUGUUCUGGCAUCCAACACUUCAUAGUCAGGCUCUGCCUUUUAUCUUGUGGACUCGCAUGUUCUAUGUGUUUUUAAAAAUUUGUCUUUACAAUAGCAGAUAUUAAAUCCCUUGGGGCUGCUGCUUCUGUCUUGUAAUGUGCUCUGCCGACUGCAGCAAUGCAAAUACAAACCAAAGCUGUUUUGCGCAGUACAGGGUUCACUUGUGCGGUAUUUAGAAUUUGCCUUUAGCUCCACUUAGGACCCAGAGGAAGGUGCUGGUUGAAUUUAGGCUGCUGUAUCAGGCCCUUGGCAGGCAAAAAUCCAGCGUUUUGGUUGUAUUGGUUCAAAGUGGAGGUCAGGCUGUCAGAGCAGGAACAACGCUGCCUGGUCCUGCUGAGCCUGCUCAUCACGAGCGCCCAGCACUGCCAGCUAACACAGCUUUGAAGCUGGUAGCCGCUAUCUCCGGAAAUGUUAAAAAGAUUCAUCAUCUUGAUCUCAUUUGACUCAAGCCACUUUUUUCUGUCAGAAAUAAAUUUACAUUUUGUGUGCAUCUGCAAAAGAUUUCUUUAAAAAUUUCAGGAGUGACUGUUUCAUAAUAUAGUGCAAGAUGUAUAGACUAUAGCUGGUCUUUCCCUUCCCUGGAAGGGGAAGAAUAUUACAAUUAUCCCUUUUUAAUCUUUCUUGUUAUCCAUUGUGUCUGACAGGUGGAGGUGCAAAUAGAUUGAGAUCUACAGUAAAUCCAUUUAAACUUCUAACACUGUGCUUGGCUCAUGAUUUUUAACAGAUUUUUGUACCAUAUUAGCAAAGUGUAAUUACAUAGGAAGAGAGUGGCUAAGAAGUAGCCAUUAAAAAGACAUGUACCAGCAACUGCCAUGCUACAGUGGUAGAGAUCCUUCCUUCCUUUAAUACAGCUUAACUGUUACUCUUCCACAUACAUCGGUGUUUUGCUUUCUCUUUUUGAAGGGGCACCCACUACAGCAGAGGGGAAACGGCACAGCAGCAUCAAGCUGUGCAACAAAAAGCACUAGCCUUGGAGGGCCAGCGUUGGAAAACAAUUGAACUAUUUUUAAAUUAAUAUUCAAGAUUCCAUGCGGAAGCGCUUGUGCCUUUUUGAUUCUUACUGCUAUAGCAAGAGUUGAACAGAAUUUCAAAAUAUAAAGUUUGCUGUAUAAUCUAAACCUUUAUUGACUGAACACAUACCUGAAAGCUCACACCACUGUAAUUAAAAAUUGUACUUUUUGCUCAUGAUGUGAAAAGUCAUAGUAAAAGCCUUUGUGUGACGGUCAGGUCACAUGAAAAUCCUGCAGCUUUGGUUUGGGGUUUUAGGUUUUUUUGGGGCGGGGGGGUUGUUGUGUCAUCUUUUUUUUUUUUUUUUGAAGGGUCACAGUUUAUGAUUGCAACCAUGUUACUGCUUUUUGUCAGCUGACUUUUGAAUUGUAAAGUUAUUUUAAUAUAAAUAAUGGGUGUACAUUUUAUUCAUUAAAUGUAUUUAAAAACCA